Molecule: messenger RNA, 2488 nt
Organism: Anopheles bellator
Lineage: Eukaryota; Metazoa; Arthropoda; Insecta; Diptera; Culicidae
Product: serine/threonine-protein phosphatase PP1-beta catalytic subunit
Exons: 7
Coding region: 728-1714 (328 amino acids)
Cellular component (GO): nucleus; cytoplasm
Molecular function (GO): protein serine/threonine phosphatase activity
Source: RefSeq, a predicted model, not a curated record
CCGAAAUUUUUCCGCCCGAAGCGAAACUUCCCGUGAGAAAAGGCUGCCUCUUCGUGCGUGCUUCGUUGGCAGCUCUGUUUUUAUUUGGUGCGCACAAAAAACAUAGCCUGAGUGUUGUGCAAUAGAACAAAGUGCUGACAACGUGAUACGCCCGCGGGAAAACAGCGUUGACACCGAGAGGCAAUCUAGUAACCGUGCCCGAGCGAGGGUUGAAAAGUGGGUUGCCUGUUUGUUUAUUAAUAAAACACAGGCGUGACACAGACGAGCCGCUUCGUGUUCUCGGAACACUCCGGCCGGUUUAACUCACUAUAUUGGAGAUUACGUUUUCCUACACCAAAAAUAGUAAAACCAAGUAACGCUGAAGUGGAAACCCGCGAGAGAUUAUGAGCUUUGGGAAGCAGGAGUGACGAAGUGCGUGUGCUGGUGAGCAAGCUAAAUUGCCAGUUCAUCUAGUAAACCGUGGAUUGCCGUUUGCUCGCAUUCAGUUCAAUCUGCGGGAAAAUUCGCCAGUGCUUAUUUUGUAGGUGAUAAAAUUGUGUGGUCCACGGAAAGAAAAAGGCGCGGGAACGGUGUGGUAAUCAAUCACCGCGGUCGACCGCAAACUGACUGACCGCGCGAGCCAAUCAUCGUCUGUCCGAAAGUGCCGGGCCCCUGGUAUUGCUGAACAAAAAGGCUAAUCGAUACAUCCCCGAGAAGUAACCCGUUUCGGAGCCACACUGCACUCAAAAUGGUCGAUCACGUGCUGGACGUAGACAAUCUGAUCCAACGGCUCUUGGAAGUCCGGGGAUGCCGCCCAGGGAAGUCAGUCACGAUGCCGGAAGAGGAGAUCCGCUCGCUGUGUUUAAAAUCUCGUGAAAUUUUCCUCCAGCAACCGAUCUUGCUGGAACUAGAGGCUCCACUUAAAAUAUGCGGUGAUAUACACGGUCAGUACACAGAUUUGCUUCGGCUUUUCGAGUACGGUGGAUUCCCACCGGAGGCCAACUACUUGUUCCUGGGUGACUACGUCGACCGGGGUAAACAGUCGCUGGAAACGAUUUGUCUACUGCUAGCCUACAAAAUCAAGUAUCCGGAAAACUUUUUCCUGUUGCGCGGAAAUCACGAGUGUGCCAGUAUUAAUAGGAUAUAUGGUUUCUACGACGAGUGCAAACGGCGAUACAAUGUGAAGCUGUGGAAGACGUUCACAGACUGUUUCAAUUGCCUGCCCAUUGCCGCCAUUAUUGACGAGAAAAUCUUCUGCUGUCACGGUGGUCUAAGCCCCGAUCUGAACCACAUGGAGCAAAUCAAGCGCAUAAUGCGGCCGACGGAUGUGCCCGAUACCGGUUUGCUGUGCGAUCUGCUGUGGAGCGAUCCGGAUAAGGAUGUGAAGGGCUGGGGCGAGAACGAUCGUGGCGUGAGCUUCACGUUCGGGGUGGACAUUGUAGCGAAAUUUUUGCUAAUCCACGAACUCGAUCUGAUCUGUCGAGCGCAUCAGGUGGUCGAAGAUGGGUACGAGUUUUUCGCCCGCCGGUCGCUGGUGACGCUGUUUUCUGCACCCAACUACUGUGGCGAGUUCGACAAUGCCGGCGGCAUGAUGUCGGUGGACGCAAAUCUGAUGUGUUCGUUUCAGAUUUUAAAACCAUCGGAAAAGAAAGCAAAAUACCAGUACAGUGGCACCAGCAGCCAACGGCCACAGACACCCCAGCGCAAUCAGAAUCCAACAAAUAAACGGAAAUAAUAAUUCCUCUCCCUUCUCAACCGCUACCUGACGCGACGCGGCAAGAAAAAAUCAUCAACAGCAGCCGCCGCCAGCACGACCGCCAAUGCCAUCGCCAGCACUAGCCUCACAACCACCACCAGCAGCAGCAGCAGCAACGUCGAUGACGAAGAAAUCACUCUGACCGCCAGCACCGCGGUACCAUACGACCCGCGGGCGGAGAGUUUGGCACACCAGAACGGACCGGAACCAUCUGCAGCACCCAAUACGGCCUUACUACCUUCAUCGACAUCAUCAUCCCGAUCGUCUUUGGUGCUGGAUAAAAUCCCCUCAAAAGCAAUAAUGUUUACCACCGACGAGCGUUCUAACGGCGUACCGCAAUGCACCAGGGCGGCACCGGGUUCGCUGUCACGUCCGGCCACACCCUCGAUUGCUCGCUGCGAUGCGCGCAGCCUUUUGCUGGAGGCCGAAGAGGAAGAAGAAAUGGAGGUAGAACAACGGGUGGGAAGUUCGCUGCCACCACCUCCGCCACCACCUUCGAUACAGACAGUGCCGAUCAUGCAGCUGCAAGCGGUCCAUUUGCACCAAACGUCGUCCUCCGGCCGCCCGCGCACGGCGUCCACGUCGGAUGGGACGACUUCUUCGGAUGCGCACGGUUCAGGGCGUAUCUGUUUUUCACCGCCUCCGCCAGCCGUGGCUACGACUGUGCCAUCGACCAGCCGACAGCUACCACACUAUCCACCGGCGGUUGCACUCCCGAAGCCCACACCGCUGUGGGUUGCACCGGCUCCUACA